UCAUUUCUAAUUGUGAUUCGUAGGAAGUAAGUUGUCUAGUGCUAUAUAUAUAUAUAUUCAAGUAAAAUUGUUUUAAAUCGGAACACACAACAAUAAUAUAUACAAGUAAACACCACUAAAUAUCGGAAAAGAAAGAAGAGCAAAUAAUUAAAUUACAAAAGAAACCAAGAGAAUAUCAAGCUAAAUCCCAUCAUCCCAUCAUCCCAUCGUUUUUGGUCUUCUGGUUCUUGUUCAUCACCGACGUUAUUGAUAUUGAUAUUGAAUACUGGAUAUUAAGAUACAUAUAUACAAACGCAUCGUAUCUGGGAUAAACGUUCAUCACAAGGAAUAUUAAUGAUACGCAAAGGCUGUAACUGUAAACUGUGUCCCCUCUCACGUAAGACGUAACGUAAGGCAGCCUGUGGAAACGACGUAGUUUGGACGCAAUCAGAAAAAUCUCCAAGGAGGACGCAGCUAACGCUAGAAGUACAUCCAACGGUAUACAUGCGUGCUACAAGUAAAUCAGUGAAAGACAUCUCAAUAGCCCCAGCCGUCGCAUAACCGUCAUCCAAUCCGAUCCGAUCCGGUCCGAUCCGAUUCGAUUUGAGCUGAUCUAAAACAACAACCUCCGCCGUAACCAAAAAGGAAACAAAUAGCAAAACACCGGAGCCGCUCGAUCCAGCGAACGGCAGCGACAAGAAGUUUUUUUCGGCCAGCGCGCACCCCCAAACUCCAGAAACAGCCUCAAGAUUCUGCCCUUCGGAGCACCCAACUUUCGUCUGGAGACGACACCCGCAGAGAUGCACAAAAUAGCAGCAGCGCCGCCUCCAUCGGCAACGCCCGGCGGAGGACUGGAGACGCCCCUGGCGGCGCCAAAAUACGGCACACUAAUACCCAAUCGCAUCUUUGUGGGUGGCAUCAGCGGCGAUACCACCGAGGCUGAUCUAACCCGCGUCUUCAGCGCCUAUGGCACGGUAAAGAGCACCAAAAUCAUCGUGGAUCGAGCAGGUGUGAGCAAGGGCUACGGAUUCGUCACCUUCGAGACGGAGCAGGAGGCGCAAAGACUGCAAGCGGAUGGUGAAUGCGUGGUACUAAGAGAUCGGAAGCUGAACAUUGCACCGGCCAUCAAAAAGCAGCCCAAUCCUCUGCAGUCAAUUGUGGCCACAAACGGAGCCGUCUACUAUACCACCACGCCGCCGGCACCGAUCAGCAAUAUACCCAUGGAUCAGUUCGCAGCCGCUGUAUAUCCGCCAGUUACUGACUUUACAGCCGCUGGAGUGCCAGCCAUCUACCCACCUUCAGCCAUGCAAUAUCAGCCAUUCUAUCAGUACUACAGUGUGCCAAUGAAUGUACCCACCAUUUGGCCUCAGAACUACCAAGAAAACCAUUCGCCAUUGCUGCACUCGCCGACGUCAAACCCGCAUUCGCCACACUCCCAGUCGCAUCCACAAUCCCCAUGCUGGAGUAUCGAGGAUCUGAGGGAUACUUUGCCGAGGGUAUAGCUAUCGAUGGAUGCAAUAGUGGCGGGUAUAGCAGCAAAGGCUGGAACAGUACAACCAUCAUAUUUCAUAGAGGGAGCUACGGCGGAGGAGACACACAUUAGUUAUUAUUCAGUAAGGAUCGAAAUCGGAAGAAAUGGGAGUGACGUUAUGGUACGAGGACUGGAGAUGAUCAUCCGUGACAAGAUUAUAAUAAUAUCCUGGGGCAAAAAGGAACUAAAGCAUAUACGAACAUCAUAUACGAAUCAAAUCGAUAAGAUGUGGGAUCUUGGCGAGAAAAAUCCAUUUGUUAUUAGUUAUUUAUUUGUUUAUUUUUCAUUUUGUAUUCGUGCCCACCAACGCCAAACGCCAACGUCGACGCCACCGCCACCACCCUAAUUAACUUCACGCUUGCAACCCCAUCGGGGGAGCGCUCACUUCACGUUCCUGAGUUAAUAUUGUUAUUAGUUGUUCGUUGUUUUGUUAUCAAAGUUUUUCUGUUAUUGGGCAAAGGGUGUGUGCGAGCGAGUGUGCAAAGAAAUAAAAGAGUGUAGGAAGAGGCCAAUAUCAGCAAGCGGAACAACGAACAUAAACAACGUCGUUUCCCAUCACAUUUUACCCACUCAGCCAGCUAAAAAACCCCGAACAUAACCGAAGCGUUGCCGAAUCAUAUCCAAACUUCUUCAAAAUCGGGAGCCCCAGUGGGAACAACCCAAGUUAACCACCGUACCAUCAUAACCAACUGCAAGAAUCCGCUGCUAUAUUAUCGCCCGAUCCGAGCUCUUGGCCCUAAAGGAAGCGUUUUGACCAUUGGACAGCGCUACAUUAGCAUUGCAAAAUGUUUUGGGCUCCGUUUUUGUUUGGGGUUAUCGUACCGAAAUUUCACCAUUUCAUCGUUAAGGCUUAGGUUCUUUUCGCCGAUAUUUCGAAACGAAUGUAAUUAUCAAAAUUUGUUCUAGUUUUCUGUGUGUAAAAUGAAUUGAUUCCAAAUUAUUAUUGAAGUGUUAAUGUUCCGAUUUAGAUUCGCUUGUAGAAUGUCUCAUUCCUUAAUGAAAAUAAAAUUAAGCCCAAAACAAAAACGAAAUCUUUUUUUAUUUUAUAUAUUUAUAUGUAUAUCAUUUGGUAUUUAUUUCCAUUUUCAGUUCUUCCUUCCUCCCUCUGUGUGUAGCAUAAUUUUUAGGUGCUGCGAAAUACAAAAAGCAACGAAUCUUUCAGUAGCAUGGCAGUCGAAAAAAAAAAGCUAAUCGUUAGGCAGAUAAAAUGAUAAAAUAGUUGAAUUAAACGGUUGUGUCAAAUUAGCUCUAAUCUCCAAGUGGAAACCCAAAGGAAAUUUAUUAGGACUAAACUUGUCGAAAAUCUAAAUGUAGUUCAAUUACGAUUGGUUUGCUAAGCUCGCUCGUCUUUGAAUCCUAUCUCUCACUACCGUGUGUGUAAACUUUAAUCUUCCCGAAUGCGAUCAACCAAAGUAAUUAUAAUCUAUAUACGGAGGCAUACAUAAAAAAACACAUACACUUAGGCGAUGGGUUAGUAUAUGCGAAAAUAUAUACAUACAUACAUACAUACAUAUAUAGAAAUGUACAAGAACAAUAUCUCGAUGGCGUCUUCACACAAGUAUAAUACGGUAAUCAGAUACCAAGUUAUAAUAUUUAUGAAAGGGCAGAUAAGAAAUGUGGGGUAAGCCGAACAUUUUUACAUAAGAAAAUGCAUUUUUUAACAAACGUCUACGUGUGAAUUGAAUAAAACUUAUAUGUGUAUACACGCAUAUAUUAUAUACAUUUUAUUAAAAAUAUAUAUAUAUAUAUAUACAUAUAUAUGUAUAAUGUAAAGCCGAGCAGCAAUUUUUUAUAACAAGAAGCGGCCCGAGGAAGCGAAAAAGAAACCGAUUCAGGAGUGCAGCUGAAAUCAACUGCCCAGUGGGCUUUCGUGCUUCGAGGCUUCACUGUGCUCCGUGUGUGUGCGUUAAAACGUUUUUUGAAGUAAAAUUUAAUUUACACAAGACUGACGCUAAAAAAUAACUAAGAAUAUUAAAAGUGUACUAACCGUUUACGAAUUUUUCAAAUGCCACACACGGAGUAAGUGGAGGUCAGAGGUCAAGGGUCCCACGGAGAAUGCAGGAAGCAGGACGCAGGACGCAGGAUACAGGAUGCAGGAUGGUGGGGUUGUUUUGGGGGCACCGCUUUGUAUAUGGUUAUAUUAUAUUGUACUUAAAAAUGAAAAACCUGAGAUAUAUAUAUUAUAUAUAUUUAUAUUUACAAUAAAAAAAAAACCAAGCGUAAAACUACAAAGUCAUAAUUUAUGAACAAUUAAAUGAAGCGAAAUGAAAUUAAUGGUAAAUAACAAAAUAUACAGUGUUAUUUUUAUUUUUAUGAUAUUGUACUUACAUUAGUAACUAACAAAGUAACGGCGCAGCAAUAAUAACUAAAUUAAUUAGCAACCAGAACUAGGCAAAACAAAAAAAAAAAUACCCCACAAGAAAAUGUGAUGAAUUAUUGUAUAAAAACAUAUUGAAAGUCCCAUUAUCCGGAAAUCACGAUAUCUGAGUUUCGGUAGAUCAUUAUUUGGCAUUAGAAUCGCUAGACGGAGAUCUCCUUUAAUCGGACAAGCCUAUGAAUACAAUAAACGUGCAACGAACUCUUUUAGAUUUAUCGAGGAUUUACCUUAACGGACACAUAGGUGCAUUACGUAGUUCUCGAACCGAAGUGUUUGAAUUAUUGUUGUAUUUAGUAGCCAUCAUUACACCCGCGCAUUACCAAAAUUUGUUUUGGGUCAUUGUUGUCAGCAAAAGUAUCUUUUUUAAAUUACGAUUUCUAACAUAUACAUACAGAGCAAUUUCUAGAGCGAGAUCUCGAUGUAGAGGCAAAAACAUGGCAAAUGGUGAAAAGCAAAACGACAACAAGAACAAAACAAAUCGGUUUUUCUAUCAAUGUUGAAUGGCGAAUGUGUAGGAAAUAUUUAACCAUAUAUACAACAAAUAUAAAUUGUAGCUAAAAUGGUUUCAUGUAAACGAAAUUGUUGAGUAUUUUUAGUCACGAAAGAGAAUCGAAGUAAAACACAACACACCCCAAAAAGACCGAGACAGACAGACAAAAAUGAAGAAUUUACAAUAAAAUUGUGCAAUUUUUACGCAGUUUCCAUAGAUUCUUCUCUGAAUUAGUAGUAGUUGUCCUUAUUUCCACAGAUAUUUGCACAGAAUUUCGUUUAUUGCCUUCUGCUGACAAACUGUCCAUUGAGCCUCUUUCACUUGUUUAAUUUUGAUACCCUAGAAAGCCGAAAUUCUGUUGCAAAAUAUAUAGAAGAAAUUAAUCUUAAAUUAAUUCCAAGUGCAAGUCGCACAUUGUGAGAAUCUGUGCUGAAGCCGAUGCAGGAUAAAAAUAAAUACACUUGUAGACAAAAAAAAAAAAGGAUAACGACGCCGCGAUACAGAUACCGAUACACCUAUGUUAAGCCAAUUAAAGCGCCCAAUGAAUGUGCUAUAAAGCGAACGCGAUAGGAUUACCAGAAAAAUACAUAGCAAUGAUUAGCUGAAACGUAAUGAAAAUACUAGACAAAUUAUACUUUUAGCUAAAAUCAAGUGGAACUAUGAAAUUGUAUCCAAAUUCUUCCGUAAAAGAAAGCACAUUUCUAGCAAACAAUUUACCAUACAUAAGAGUCUAAUAUACAUAUACUACUAUACUGAGCAGCAUAAAAGUAGAGUCAAGGAAAUACGUAAAUCAGAUGACACAAAUAUAAGAUACGCCCGAAAUACAGAGAAAAACUACAGAUCAGAUCAAGGCAAUUGCAGCCCACUAAGGAAAUGAUAUCAGCAUGGAAAAGAGAUUUGAGAUUUGAUUGGGCAUAGAUGGAGAAUGAUGGGAUUAGGAUUAGCAAUAGCCGAUAGCAAAGGGCCCGAUUCUAGAGAAAUAUCCAACUGAUCUCUACUGUGUUCUAUGCUUUAGUGGGGGGGACACAUAUGUAUGUACGAAAAUAAGCAAAGUACAUAUAACUUGAAAACCCAAAGUAUUACCAUUUUGAGCUGCAAUAUUUUUUAAUCAAAUACCAAACGAAAGAUGAAAUGGAUUUAAUAAUAGUAAAAUACAAAGAUAAUAAUUAAUAUAUAUUUUUCUCUUUUGAGAUAAACCAAACGGAAACACUGUUUUCACAUGAAUUGAGUUAGGCAACAAAUAAACGAGGUCAUAAAAUAACAUAACAUAUUUCAAAAAAAGUAUCAAAACCAAAGCUAGCUAAGGAAAUGCACAAAGUUUUGUGUGUAUUUUUCGGUUUUUAUUCAUGUGUGUAAAUCUUCCGUGUGCAAAACAAAAAAAAAAUAAAUAAAUAAAAACGAAGUAUGAAAAAAGAAGCAAACCAGAACUACACUACACUACAAAAGCAAAGCCAGACACUAAGCCCAACUGAAAUUGUCAAAUAUAAAUUAAUAUAUAUGAGGUCUAUAUGAGUAUAUAUUUAGAUAACAAUUAUAUUAUAUAUAUAUACAUAUAUAUUAUAUACAUACUGUGUGCAAAUUAUUCAGAUCCAUCAAAAUACGAUGCGGAAAAGUCUCUAUAUAUAUUUAGUAAAAUUAAAACGAAAGCGAAUGAAAAAUGAAUACGUAGUACAAUGACAAGCGAAAUAAAAAGUAUAAAGCAAAAACAUAUAUGAAAACACAAAAUUUGAGGAAACGGAAAAUUAAAAAGAAUCUAUGAAUAGCAUAUAAAAAUAAUUAUUUAUAAAGGCUGUAAUUUUAAGUAAAAUGAUCAACCCGAUAAACAUGAUAAAACUCAAAAAUAAAACACAAAAAAAAAAAAAACGAAAACCAAACAAAAAACUUAACAUAAACAUAUUUCACCCACAAUGCAAAUUAAAUUAAACUAAAACAAAAUGUAAACAAAUCGCGAGAAUAUACUAUAAAACAUAAGUAAGAAACGAUAUCUAAAAACGAAAUUAUAAAGCUAAACGAACAAAUUAUAUGAAGUAAAAUUACAUACCAAACCAAAGGAAGUAAAGCAUAAAUAUAAAACCCCAAAAUUAUAUAUAUACGAGAACUCAAUGUAUGUAAUAAAUAUAAAACUAAUUAAUAAAAUCUUAAAAAUGGAAUAAACCGAAUG
Molecule: messenger RNA, 6538 nt
Organism: Drosophila melanogaster (fruit fly)
Lineage: Eukaryota; Metazoa; Arthropoda; Insecta; Diptera; Drosophilidae
Gene: bol
Product: boule
Exons: 8
Coding region: 780-1481 (233 amino acids)
Biological process (GO): meiotic cell cycle; regulation of translation; germ cell development
Cellular component (GO): cytoplasm; nucleus
Molecular function (GO): nucleic acid binding; RNA binding
Source: RefSeq, marked reviewed